AUGCAGCAGGCGUUGCAGACGUUGGCUCAAGAAUUCAAACUGGACAGUAUGGGUCGCCGGAAGGCAAUGAUGAUCGGCUCUUUGGACCGAGGAAUAUGCAUGAUGAUGGUAGCAGCAUUGCUUUCCCAAGUCAACCAACCAAACGGGAAGACAUAUGCCGAAGCGUCCGUCACGUUAUUUUUCCUGUACAUGCUCAUCCAUGGCAUGUCCAAACUCGAUACCAUGGGUAUACAUACCUGA
This is a messenger RNA of Penicillium hordei, 240 nucleotides long. RefSeq lists its product as uncharacterized. Gene Ontology annotation, molecular function: transmembrane transporter activity. NCBI's taxonomy places the organism in Eukaryota, Fungi, Ascomycota, Eurotiomycetes, Eurotiales, Aspergillaceae. The transcript has a single exon. Gene Ontology annotation, biological process: transmembrane transport. Gene Ontology annotation, cellular component: membrane. The coding region runs from base 1 to 240 and encodes 79 amino acids. The record is from RefSeq and is a predicted model, not a curated record.